Messenger RNA from Pan troglodytes (chimpanzee), 10354 nucleotides. RefSeq names its product solute carrier family 45 member 3 (gene SLC45A3). Gene Ontology annotation, molecular function: sucrose:proton symporter activity. The coding region runs from base 7328 to 8989 and encodes 553 amino acids. Lineage: Eukaryota; Metazoa; Chordata; Mammalia; Primates; Hominidae. The transcript is spliced from 6 exons. Gene Ontology annotation, biological process: transmembrane transport. Gene Ontology annotation, cellular component: membrane. The record is from RefSeq and is a predicted model, not a curated record.
GGAGCGGCCCCUCCCCGGAGCCCCGGGCCGGGCCGGGCCGACGGCUGGCGGACCGGCCGCUGGCUCCUGUUGCAGCCUCCCGCGUCAGACUUUUCUUUGGAAAGUUGCGUUUAUUUUCUUCUCUUGUCUGGGCUUCACCGGAAAGGGGCAGGAUGAGUCACUGCGGCGCGCACAGUCCGGGACUUGGGGGAGCCGGGACGGGAGCCGACGGCCGCGGCGCCGCGGGGUGCUCAGGCCCGGGCCGGCUUUCUUGAGGAAGAGCCUGUCGUGGAGCCAGGACUCUGUUGUUCUGAAAGUGCUCAGAAAAUGCAGCUUGAGUCAGCAGAAUGAGUUUGAAGAUAAAAAUACAGCUGUGGAUGAAUGUACAGCUGUGGACAGACAGGCCCCAAUUUAGUGGGUGUGUGUUAGGGGGAGUUUUCCUAUGUAUUCAUGGAGUGUGUGGUGAACUUCCCCAUCCCUCCUGGCUCUCUGAAUAACGUUGAAGGAGGAGGACGAGUAGACAGUGAUCCCUGGUGGUCUCCUGAGCCCCUUCCAGGCCACUGGGUGGUGGAGGGAUAGUGGAGGCCUCCCUCAAGCUCUCCCCUUACCCAAACUGGAGCUCUCAGCCUGGGCAGGGCUGGUCUGAAGAUUCAAAGUAAAGUUAACUUGAAGACUUUAAGUACUAUCAUCUGGACGUCACAGCCUGAUAAGUCAACAUGGAUAAAAACCCAGACUGUCAGAAAGAUCGUUUCUUUUUUUAGACGAAGUUUCACUCUUGAUGCCCAGGCUGGAGUGCAAUGUCACGAUCUCAGCUCACUGCAGCCUCCGCCUCCUGGGUUCAAGUGAUUCUCCUCCCUCAGCCUCCCAAGUAGCUGGGAUUACAGGAACCCACCACCAUGCCUGGGUAAUUUUUGUAUUUUUAGUAGAUACAGGGUUUUACCAUGUUGGCCAGGCUUAUCUUGAACUCCUGACCUCAGGUGAUCCGCCCACCUCAGCCUCCCAAAGUGCUGGGAUUACAGGUGUGAGCCACCGCACCCAGCCAGAAAGACAGUUUCUAUAUUGGCUGCUUCACUAGGUGAGCUCCACCAGCUUGGCAAGUUACAUAACCUCAUCCAAGCCUCAGUAUCCCUGGCUGCAAAAUGGGAAUGAUAAUACUUACUGUAUAGCUUUGUUAAGUAGAUUAUAACAGACAUAAAAUUUAUAAACAUAUAAUUACGUGAUAUAUAGUCUAAAAAUUAUAGCUUUAUUAAAUAUUGUAUAUAGAAUACUAAACUGUGUGUCUGACACAUAAGUGCUCAAUAAAUGUUAGUACCAACUAUAUAUUGUAUCGAUCAUUUGGGACUGAAUGGACAGCAGUGCCUAGCCUGGGACUCUCCUCUUGGGCCUUGCUCUUAAAAAACAGAAAACAAAAAUCUGCUCUAGACCUUAUUUCUUUGGUAGCAAGGUCUCCUGGACUUUGGGGAGUCCGUUGAGAGAUUGAGCUUUGGCAAAAUGAUUUUAAUCUGAUUUCCUCUUGCACAAGUUAUUUAAACUGUUUCAACUUCCUCCUCUGUAAAAUGAGGAUAAUAGUACCUACCUCACAGUAUUUCCAGGAUUAAAUAAGCUGAUGUAGGUAAAGCUCUGAGCACAACAGCUGCUUGUAAAAAGAGCUUGAUAAAUGUCAGCUGCUGUUAUUUGGUGACAAUGGAGCCAAUCAUUGUGGUUUACACUUAGAAACCAGAGUUUCUUAGCAAGGGAAUCGGCCCAUAGAUAACUAUAUGUAAGCUACGAAGGACGCAUCUGCAGUUGAACUUGUGGUCCUGUGCAAAGAUCACAGCAGGACUGGAUGUCCGUGUCUCUCCUCUACUACUCUGCUACUGUGUGACUUCUAUUUAAUUAGUGCAGAAACCCCUGCCCAGCCUACCUUCCCAGAGUGUACCCCUCAGGCUGGAAAAGGGUACCAUGAACGUGAAUGUAUAUCCUGAGAAGUUAACAGCCUUCUAUGCAAACAGGUAUUUGUUGUUAUUUUUAGGAAAACUGUAUAGGGAGGGUGCCCUGAAGUUGGGAUUCUGCUCUGUCCUCCCUCCCCAACCCUUAGGAUCUUUUGCACUGUUCUUUGGUGUCCAGAAAAAAACCCAGCCUAGCUUUCUUUGAACAGUUAGUGGCCCUGUUUGCUGGGCAGCAGGGGUGGAGACUGGACCAGCUGGUACCAGGCCCAGUGUCUUGAACACUGAUGCCACUCGACUCCCAGCAAUAGAGCUGGAGUGUUGAGCUUUGUCCAGUGUAUUAAGUGUCCCUGCUUGGGCUGGGGAGGGGGGCAGCUGGUGACAGAGCCAUCACGGGAUGCUCCUGAUCCCUGGCCAGAACUUCCUGUUGAAUCCUUUUUUCUACUACAUGGUCUGUGUUUUCCCCUCCACGGGAAGAAAUCCACAGUUUUGCCACCAGCCCUGACUGACUUGUGGAAUCUCUUGCUUCUGAUGUUGGACAUGGGCCUGCUUCCCCUGUUGGCCUUGACUUCAUUGCCUGUAAAAUGGAGAUAAGAUUCACCUUGCAUGGUUAUGGUGAGGAUUAAGCGUGAUGUGCAUAUUCAGCCAAGCACCUGCACACGCCAGGUGUUCCAUAGAUGUUUGUUCCUUUCCCCUUCUUUGUUACUUCUGGAGAUCACUUUCUGGGGAGUGGGGACCAGCCAGCAAGAAGGGGUUUGGAGGCCACUUCCUGGUGCUGUAGUCCACAGUCCCCCAGUCACCAUAUCCAGGAUAGCAGGAUGCCCAGCCAGAGGGGAUACCCUCAGGAGCAGCCAGCCCACAACAGCAGUUCUUGUCUUUCCCCUGUGGUCGCUGUGUGCCCCCCUGCCCCCGGCCUCGCUAAUCUCAAGUGUACUUUGAGUUGGCAAAUAGUGUUCAAGCUAGGAGUGCCUGGCCCAUCCCUAGGGAUGUGGCAGUUUAGAUUCCCACUCCUGGCUCCUGUCCUUAGUGAGCGGAGCACCCAGCUAGCUUGAAUGUGGCCCUGCCUGGAUCCCAGGCACACUGGUAAAGUCACAUCCAAUGGGAAUCCUGAUUCAGCCUUACCCAUAGGCUUUCUCUUGGGUACCUACUCUUCUCAGGGCCUGUGCUUCCUGCUUUCCAGGAGCUGAAGCACUAGUGGGGAGGAUGGCAGUGGGGGAAGGACUGCAAAUCCAAGACCCCGAGGACCGUGGGCAGCCUCCAACCCUGGGGGCUGCCUGGUUAGAGCAGUUGAGAUUUAGCAGGGAGAGGGGAUACUUGACGGCUUGGUUUCCAGGGGGCUGUGGAGGAGGUGUGAGAUUGGAGCUGGGCAGGGCUCAGGUGGAGGGGACAGGCAGUCCAGGAAGGGGAAGUAACUGGAGCACGGUGACCACGUUGGAAGCAAAAACAAGCCUAGUGCUGAUGAAUUCCCUUAUUUGGGUGCCCAUGGAGGUAUGCUGAAUCAUCUAGGGACACGCAGAUAGCCAGCCCAGAUCUGAGAUCAAAACCCAGUCUCAUGAUUUUGAGUCCGGUAUUGUUUCCAGCACACCUCACUGGGGAGAGACCAAAAGGAGGGGUGGGAGUGAUUAGAAGUCCCAGGCUCCAAGGGCCUUGUUUUACAGACAUACACCCUUUUCUGCUGUUGGGGCUCAGAAAACAAUACCCCAAAGUGAAGGCCUCAGAGGCAAAGUUUCUGUCUGAUCUCCUGUCUCUUACCCCUUAUUCUCUUCUGAGGCAGGCCAAAGCGAAUCCCUCUUUUCCAGGGCAGGUCAUAGAAACUAGAACCCUUCUCCCCAAAGCCAGCCAUACAACCUAAAAAUAUUACUCUUUCUCCUGGCUUUCUAGGUAAGAACUGGUGAUCAAGAAAUGAUCUGACCUGCCUUGUUUGAUAGUAGGUCAUAAGGCCCUCAUUGCAGAGGGGUCCUACGCCAUUCCUGGGAGGAAGAAAUCUGGCAACGGAGAGGCCGAGAAGAAUCUGGACAGGCCUUGCCGGGCUUCACCCCUCAGUCUAUUAGCAUUAGCUCAUACCAUUUUUGUCUGGUCACAUUUCUGCAUCCUGUGUGUGCUUCCUCAAACCUAAGCAUAAAAAUGGAUACUUAGGCUGGGCGCGGUGGCUCACGCCUGUAAUCCCAGCACUUUGGGAGGCCGAGUUGGGUGGAUCAGCUGAGGUGAGGUGUUCAAGACCAGCCUGGCCAACACAGUGAAACCCCACCUCUACUAAAAAUACAAAAAUUAGCCUGGCGUGGUGACACACGCCUGUAGUCCCAGCUACUUGGGAGGUGGAGGCAGGACAAUUGCUUGAAUCCGGGAGGCAGAGGUUGCAAUGAGCUGAGAUCGUGCACUGCACACCAGCCUGGGCAACAGAAUGAGAGCUAGUCUCAAAAAGAAAAAAGAAAAGAUACUUCACCCUGGGUCUUUGGCUUUUCAUUUCUAAGGGCUCUUGUGUCAUAUAAAACUAUGAUCAAAUAAAUUUGUAUGCUUUUCUCUUUUUUUUUUUUUUUGAAACAGCAUCAAUUUUGAGAUGGCAUCUCGCUCUGUUGCCCAGGCUGGAGUGCAGUCACGCAAUCUCAGCUCACUGCAACCUCUGCCUCCCAGGUUCAAGUGAUUCACCUGCCUCAACCUCCUGAGUAGCUGGGAUUACAGGCACGUGCCACCACACCCAGCUAAUUUUUGUAUUUUUAGUAGAGAUGAGGUUUUACCAUGUUGCCCAGGCUGGUCUCAAACUCCUGACCUCAAGUCAUACGCCUCCCUCAGCCUCCCAAAGUGCUGGGAUUACAGGCGUGAGCCACUGUGCCCAGCCUGUUGUGCUUUUCUCUUCUUACCAUAUCUUUCGUUAUAGAAGUGUCAGUUCUGACCUUUAUGAUAGGGAGGAAAAAGGGAUCUCCCCCACCCCCACCCCCACCCCUAUAUUGCAUGGUACCUACCUGCUUAUCCUUCAAGGCUAAGCAACACGGCCAUUCCCUCUAGGAAGCCCUGGAAGAACUGCAUGUGCCCCCCACAUUGGGUCCCACCCCCUCACGUGGAUUUGUAUCUUCACACUUGUGCCACUGUGCCACCUCAUUGCACACCAAUUGCAUUUUAUCCCUUUUGCCAAAGGGAGCUGCGAUCAGUUGUUUCUGUGUCCCCAGCAUCUUCACAGCAGACUUAUACACAAUUGAGGCUCUGUGGUGUUGGGUGUGGGUAGGUGGGUUUCAGUGCUGUCUGACAUUCCCUUAGGGGAGGUUAGGUUGCAUGCACUGAGGUAUACUUCCAAGGGUCAGCAAGCUUGGGAUCUUUAAAUCAGAAAAUGAGUUUCUUUGGGAGCCUACCCUUUCCUUGCUCACCACUGAGUGACUGUUUUUGAGAACAUACUUGCAGAGUACUGAGUCUGACUUGGAGCCCUCUGUUUAUAAAUGGGACUGAUCACAGACUCUAGGACUCAGAUCUAAUAAAGCCUUACAGGCCACUGAGUUUGAAACCCUAGAGGUGUGGGACAUGGCAGAGUUGGAACCAGCACCGUGGUCUGACUCUUGGUCCAGGGCGCUGCCCAUCUGUAGGUUUGCAUAGAUCUUUAGUCUCCUGGCCUCUUUCCUGUAUACCUCACCUCCUAAGGGAGGCCAGGCUAAAGGGAAGACUAGGAUUGGCUGUACAUGGACAGGGAGAGCUGUCUAGCCUGGCUGACUGGCAGAGUUCAAGUUCAGUAGGAGGAAAGCCAUUUAGGCUUCUCUUUUCAGGGGCUGUACGAAAAGGCAGGAUGGGGGGAAGGAACUUCCGAGUGGCCUGGACACUGUGCCAAGCUCCCUCUUCCCCCUCCAUGUUCAUAUUCCCCUACCUUGGGCCAAGGAAUUUCUUGGUACUGCUGCCCUGCCUUGUAGGGAAGCAUUUAUUGUGGCCCAAGAAGAGGAUUCAGUUACUAAUUUCUGCCAGGAACAGAGUCCAACUCUGGGAAGGACUAGGGAAGAGGGCAGUUCUACCCCCAGAUGUCCUGGUUACUCGGCUUAGUUUCAGGUGACCGCUGACCCUUGGCACUGUGUUGGUACCUGAGAGUGUGUGGGCAGGUGAAGGAUGGGGUAAGUGCGGCUGGGGAGUCAUUCUCCACCUCAUUCCCCUUGACUCAUUGGUAGGAGGCCAUGAAAGUCCAAAUACAAAGUAGGGAUUUUAUAUUCCUAUUUCACAAGGGUGAACAUGAAUCCCUUCCUGAAUGUCAUGUAGCCUCGUCAGUGAGCCCUUAGGGGGUACCUGCCCGUGAAGAAGCAACUGCCGGGGGUAGGGGGUGCAUGUGAGAUCACCUGGUUGCACAGAUGUAAAGAACCUUCAGCAUUAUCCAGAUUAGCUCUCAUUUUACAGGUGUAGAAACUGAGUCCCAGAGAGGUGAGAUGGCCUGUCUAGGGUACACAGCUCUUAAAAAAAGUGGCUGAAACAGGACUGCUCUCUCCUGGCUCCCAGUUCAGAGCACCUUCCAGCAUUUUCAAAUGGUUUGAAUUUUCUGCUCAACCACUGUUUAUUUGUGCAACCUUGGGCAUGUUACGUUCUGAGACUGAGCUGUUCAUCUCGAAUAUGAAUAUUAAACACCUACCUUGGAUUUGGAGCAUAUGAAUUGUAUGACUUAUUAGAGAGAAGGUACAAUAUAUCAAGUACCUGGCACACGCUAGACGCCUCUGAGGCAGUUAGUAGGGGUCGGCCACUGUGUUCAUUUUCCCUGUGGAUGGAAAUCGUGCUGUCUCAUAACUACGGGAUCUUUGUCCCACCUUCUACCUCCCUUCUCAGCCUUCCUCCAGCAGGCAGGUCUGCUGCAGUGACCUCUCCUCACCUGUUGGGGCCAGCACCUGGGGAGGCAGUUGCAUUCUUGGCAUUCCUCUUGCUGCUAGGGGCUGAAAGAGGCGCUGGUGCGGUGGAGGAGGCACGUGGGUGAGCGGGGGAAUGGAAACCGAGAAGAAAGUGUAGUUGGUCUCCCCUAACCACAGCCACUCCUGUUUGGGAAUGCGAAAGCCCUUCCUCCACUGAGGAGGCGACCAAAGAAGUGGCCGCCAGGAACUUUCAUAUGCUGUAUCUCAAACACACUCCACAUCUAUGAAGUUGGUGGUAUUAAUCUAAGUUUCUGUGCCUGUAAAAUGGGUAUACUAAUUGUACCCCCCUCAUCGGAUGGUUGGAAGACCAAGACACAUGGCAGAGUGCCUAGAUCUGAGUGAUGAGACGUGUCCCCACUGAGGUGCCCCACAGCAGCAGGUGUUGAGCAUGGGCUGAGAAGCUGGACCGGCACCAAAGGGCUGGCGGAAAUGGGCGCCUGGCUGAUUCCUAGGCAGUUGGCGGCAGCAAGGAGGAGAGGCCGCAGCUUCUGGAGCAGAGCCGAGACGAAGCAGUUCUGGAGUGCCUGAACGGCCCCCUGAGCCCUACCCGCCUGGCCCACUAUGGUCCAGAGGCUGUGGGUGAGCCGCCUGCUGCGGCACCGGAAAGCCCAGCUCUUGCUGGUCAACCUGCUAACCUUUGGCCUGGAGGUGUGUUUGGCUGCAGGCAUCACCUAUGUGCCGCCUCUGCUGCUGGAAGUGGGGGUAGAGGAGAAGUUCAUGACCAUGGUGCUGGGCAUUGGUCCAGUGCUGGGCCUGGUCUGUGUCCCGCUCCUAGGCUCAGCCAGUGACCACUGGCGUGGACGCUAUGGCCGCCGCCGGCCCUUCAUCUGGGCACUGUCCUUGGGCAUCCUGCUGAGCCUCUUUCUCAUCCCAAGGGCUGGCUGGCUAGCAGGGCUGCUGUGCCCGGAUCCCAGGCCCCUGGAGCUGGCACUGCUCAUCCUGGGCGUGGGGCUGCUGGACUUCUGUGGCCAGGUGUGCUUCACUCCACUGGAGGCCCUGCUCUCUGACCUCUUCCGGGACCCGGACCACUGUCGCCAGGCCUACUCUGUCUAUGCCUUCAUGAUCAGUCUUGGGGGCUGCCUGGGCUACCUCCUGCCUGCCAUUGACUGGGACACCAGUGCCCUGGCCCCCUACCUGGGCACCCAGGAGGAGUGCCUCUUUGGCCUGCUCACCCUCAUCUUCCUCACCUGCGUAGCAGCCACACUGCUGGUGGCUGAGGAGGCAGCGCUGGGCCCCGCCGAGCCAGCAGAAGGGCUGUCAGCCCCCUCCUUGCCGCCCCACUGCUGUCCAUGCCGGGCCCGCUUGGCUUUCCGGAACCUGGGCGCCCUGCUUCCCCGGCUGCACCAGCUGUGCUGCCGCAUGCCCCGCACCCUGCGCCGGCUCUUCGUGGCUGAGCUGUGCAGCUGGAUGGCAUUCAUGACCUUCACGCUGUUUUACACGGAUUUCGUGGGCGAGGGGCUGUACCAGGGCGUGCCCAGAGCUGAGCCGGGCACUGAGGCCCGGAGACACUAUGAUGAAGGCGUUCGGAUGGGCAGCCUGGGGCUGUUCCUGCAGUGCGCCAUCUCCCUGGUCUUCUCUCUGGUCAUGGACCGGCUGGUGCAGCGAUUCGGCACUCGAGCAGUCUAUUUGGCCAGUGUGGCAGCUUUCCCUGUGGCUGCCGGUGCCACAUGCCUGUCCCACAGUGUGGCCGUGGUGACAGCUUCAGCCGCCCUCACCGGGUUCACCUUCUCAGCCCUGCAGAUCCUGCCCUACACACUGGCCUCCCUCUACCACCGGGAGAAGCAGGUGUUCCUGCCCAAAUACCGAGGGGACACUGGAGGCGCUAGCAGUGAGGACAGCCUGAUGACCAGCUUCCUGCCAGGCCCUAAGCCUGGAGCUCCCUUCCCUAAUGGACACGUGGGUGCUGGAGGCAGUGGCCUGCUCCCACCUCCACCCGCGCUCUGCGGGGCCUCUGCCUGUGAUGUCUCCGUACGUGUGGUGGUGGGUGAGCCCACCGAGGCCAGGGUGGUUCCGGGCCGGGGCAUCUGCCUGGACCUCGCCAUCCUGGAUAGUGCCUUCCUGCUGUCCCAGGUGGCCCCAUCCCUGUUUAUGGGCUCCAUCGUCCAGCUCAGCCAGUCUGUCACUGCCUAUAUGGUGUCUGCCGCAGGCCUGGGUCUGGUCGCCAUUUACUUUGCUACACAGGUAGUAUUUGACAAGAGUGACUUGGCCAAAUACUCAGUGUAGAAAACUUCCAGCACAUUGGGGUGGAGGGCCUGCCUCACUGGGUCCCAGCUCCCCCCUCCUGUUAGCCCCAUGGGGCUGCCGGGCUGGCCGCCAGUUUCUGUUGCUGCCAAAGUAAUGUGGCUCUCUGCUGCCACCCUGUGCUGCUGAGGUGCGUAGCUGCACAGCUGGGGGCUGGGGCGUCCCUCUCCUCUUUCCCCAGUCUCUAGGGCUGCCUGACUGGAGGCCUUCCAAGGGGGUUUCAGUCUGGACUUAUACAGGGAGGCCAGAAGGGCUCCAUGCACUGGAAUGCGGGGACUCUGCAGGUGGAUUACCCAGGCUCAGGGUUAACAGCUAGCCUCCUGGUUGAAACACACCUAGAGAAGGGUUUUUGGGAGCUGAAUAAACUCAGUCACCUGGUUUCCCACCUCUAAGCCCCUUAACCUGCAGCUUCAUUUAAUGUAGCUCUUGCAUGGGAGUUUCUAGGAUGAAACACUCCUCCAUGGGAUUUGAACAUAUGAAAGUUAUUUGUAGGGGAAGAGUCCUGAGGGGCAACACACAAGAACCAGGUCCCCUCAGCCCACAGCACUGUCUUUUUGCUGAUCCACCCCCCUCUUACCUUUUAUCAGGAUGUCGCCUGUUGGUCCUUCUGUUGCCAUCACAGGGACACAGGCAUUUAAAUAUUUAACUUAUUUAUUUAACAAAGUAGAAGGGAAUCCAUUGCUAGCUUUUCUGUGUUGGUGUCUAAUAUUUGGGUAGGGUGGGGGAUCCCCAACAAUCAGGUCCCCUGAGAUAGCUGGUCAUUGGGCUGAUCAUUGCCAGAAUCUUCUUCUCCUGGGGUCUGGCCCCCCAAAAUGCCUAACCCAGGACCUUGGAAAUUCUACUCAUCCCAAAUGAUAAUUCCAAAUGCUGUUACCCAAGGUUAGGGUGUUGAAGGAAGGUGGAGGGUGGGGCUUCAGGUCUCAACGGCUUCCCUAACCACCCCUCUUCUCUUGGCCCAGCCUGGUUCCCCCCACUUCCACUCCCCUCUACUCUCUCUAGGACUGGGCUGAUGAAGGCACUGCCCAAAAUUUCCCCUACCCCCAACUUUCCCCACCGGCUCCACAACCCUGUUUGGAGCUACUGCAGGACCAGAAGCACAAAGUGCGGUUUCCCAAGCCUUUGUCCAUCUCAGCCCCCAGAGUAUAUCUGUGCUUGGGGAAUCUCACACAGAAACUCAGGAGCACCCCCUGCCUGAGCUAAGGGAGGUCUUAUCUCUCAGGGGGGUUUAAGUGCCGUUUGCAAUAAUGUCGUCUUAUUUAUUUAGCAGGGUGAAUAUUUUAUACUGUAAGUGAGCAAUCAGAGUAUAAUGUUUAUGGUGACAAAAUUAAAGGCUUUCUUAUAUGUUUA